Messenger RNA from Diutina rugosa, 1338 nucleotides. RefSeq lists its product as uncharacterized. The record is from RefSeq and is a predicted model, not a curated record. The transcript has a single exon. Lineage: Eukaryota; Fungi; Ascomycota; Pichiomycetes; Serinales; Debaryomycetaceae. Bases 1 to 1338 code for a protein of 445 amino acids. Gene Ontology annotation, molecular function: protein binding.
AUGAACAAGGACACGCCCUUGCUUCCCUUUGCCUACACCAAGGGUGGCGAUGAGGCCUCCAUCGCCUACGACACUUCGCCAAGACCACGAGAAGUGAUUGAUGCCAACGCAAGCUCCAGUUUCCAUACCCGGACCCCGGAUCUGGCCCGGAACUCGCAAAUUGGAAUACCGCCAAAGAGAGUACCGUUGCCACUGCUGGUGGCGGCGGUUCCUCGACUCAAGAGAAAGCUUACCAGUUACAGUGAACACGAUAAUCAUAAGCGGCAAAACUUAGCUGAAGUGCCGCCGUCAGACGAUGUGGAAACCCCCGAUACAAUCUACCCUCCCUCAAGUCCUCCCGUAUUGGCGCUGGAAUAUGACGAAUUCACUAGCCAACACUUCAAUUUCCCGCCUACUCUGCCUGACCAUCAUGACCCCGUACUGCUGCGACCGCGGCCGCCGCUGCGAGCGAUGAUGCCGUCGCUGGAUGCCGAUUUCGGUAUUGAUCGAUUCAACCGGUAUAAGCCGCUUGAGGAGGCUCCCACUUCAGAAGUCGACCCUCACCUGUCACAGAUCAGCUUGGAUAAAGCCCGCCAGAGAAUUAUGACCGCGUUCGAAGAGUGUAACCCUCUAUUGGAUCUAGAAGGGAUGGAGCUUACGGAUAUCCCCGACGAGAUUGCCGACAUGGAGGACCUUGUCGUGAUUGGCUCGCAUGCACAUUUCCAAGUUUAUGCCAGUAAUAACCAGCUUCGUUCCUUACAGCCGCUGUUGUUUCAGUUUAGGAAGAUUGAAGUGUUGGGUCUACGCCAUAAUAAGAUCGAGACGAUCCCGCCAUUAAUCGGCGAAUUGACUCAUUUGACGGACUUGAACCUUGCUGCCAACCGUAUCAAAUGGCUUCCCUGGCAAUUUCUUCACCUUGCCCCGAAUCUCAAGCAAUUUGGCUCCGGUCCUAAUCCGUGGUUACCUGUCCCCGAGACGGCUACUGAAGUCCCCUUACCGGCUGAGAAACCAACUUUUUGUCGCCGGUAUCGAGGGGAAAUCGAAUACCAUCGCCCGCAAACGCCAGUGCCGCUGCUUCAAACGUGGUGCCUCCACCAUUUGGCUCAGUUUGAUGCUCUGUACGCUGAUACUAAAGACUGGAAACGGGCGAUGGACCCAAUGUACCACGAGCUUAUCUCGCGGGCGAUAUGGUGUGGACACUACCAGGACCGGUGUAGCCAAUGUGAGGUGCUUAUUGUCGACCCAAUGGCGCUGGUAUAUGAAUGGUGGGACAUUUUACAACAACGGAACAUCCCCAUUCGCUUCCAAUUCUGCAGCGACCGGUGCGUGAAACGCUACCAAAACCAAAUUACGAUUUAA